Symbiodinium natans is the source of this 2118-nucleotide messenger RNA. The record is from the annotation of a GenBank genome assembly. Lineage: Eukaryota; Dinophyceae; Suessiales; Symbiodiniaceae.
AUGGAAAAGAGCCACUUGUCAGGAAGCGCCGCAUACUGCCACCCAUUGGAGAAGUGGCUGAGGAAGACCAACAUGUUUUCAUUCCCUUACAAGGAUGUGGACAACAUUGGCAAGUUGUUUGAUGGCGGGCAUAGUGUUGUAUUCAUCCGUGGCGGCGUGGCCAUCGGCAAGACCACAUUGGCAGAGCAUUUGGGCCGCUCUGAGAAGUAUGUGAAUGUGCCCUUCACUGAACAUGGUCUUGACGAUGCUUGGAGGGUGAGCACAGUGGAAGCCGUGGAACAAGCAACUGGCAAAGUUGACAGAGAUGGUUCAGCUUUCCGGAAUGCGCUGAAGCAAGCCAAGGACAACAACUUGACCCUGAUUUAUGAUGAAGCUCACACACUGUUCCUCUCUCCAGACCUAUGCUCAGCCCUAUUCAAAGCAAGCAUUCACUAUCGACCACGGGUCUUGCUGUUCUCAGCGUCAGGUGAUGCUUCAAACACAUCAGGCCUCGCCAUGACAACGCCAAGUGAAAUCACCCAAAAACUCAUGUGGAAACCACCUCUACCCUGCAGUCUAGACCUGAAAAGACAGCUGGAGGAAAGUGGCGUCAAGCUGGACGAAGAGAGCAUCGACUUCUUUGCCAGCUUCUGUGGUGGGCAUCGAGGCAUUUUCAUCGCUGCGAUGCACUGGGUGAAGAGCAAGCAGAACGCUGUUGACAGUUGGAGCCUCAGAAAGACGGUGGGAUGUGUGCGGAACAGCUACAACGAGGGGAGUUGGAACUGUGCUGACACAGAGCUUCUAGGGUUUGUGAGAUCGAGCCGUGCAGUGCGUAUCAAUGGUAGGUUCCACGCUGUUGGACACAUUCCUCAGGAGUUUGUAGAGCUGCUUUGCAAAGGGGCAUGCAGCAUUGCAGAAACGGACGUUCGGAGAGAGCUUACCGUCAAUGGCUUUGUGCUUCCAAAACCUGACAGAGGCAUUGAAGCAGAGUUCCAAAAACUGGACUGGAACAACGCACAUAUGGAGCACCAAGUGGCGAACCCUCUACUGGCUUCAUAUUACCGCUUCAUUUUGAAGACACGAUGCGCUUUGGAAGUUGCGUGGGAAAGGAGCAAUCCCCAACACUGUGCAGACUUACUGAUGCGAGCAUUGCCCUACCUGUUCUUCUCCAAGGUCGUGAGCUUCGAAGGAGAUGUAUCUCAGUUGGCGAAGGGCGGUCUCCCACACGAGCAACAGUAUAACCAAGCCAUCCUCAGUGUGUUGACGGAAAUCGGCUACAAGCCCUUUGCUCCACAAUCGUCGACGGAGGGUGACGGGAAGCCAGACCUUAUGGUCAAAAUUUGUGAGGAGACGUUUGUCAUGGAGGGCGCGAAGGAACAGAUCGAAGAGCACCUUGGCCGCUUCAAUAAGUAUGAGAAUUACAAGAAUGCCAAGCACAAGGGUGUCUACAUGAUCGGCAAGGACAAUGAGAAGGUGCUUCGGACCGUGAUGUCAUCUUGUGGAGGCGAUGUCCAAGUCAUAGGCUUGGUCCCCAACAUCGCCCACACCGCCUACACCGUUCACGUGAAGAGCAAGGGCAUCACAAGCAUCAACACCUUCAGGGUGGACUGCGACCUCGUGGCAAGGAGGUUGGUGCUCAAAGACGAUGGCAAGCCUGAGCUCCACAGUGUCCAAUCGCUGAAGAGCGUCAACCUGUUUACAAAAGCUCAGAGCAGCCCAUUUGCCGGAUCUGCAGGCACGACCUCAACGUCCUCCGUCUGGGUGCGGGAGCUGAUCCGCAAGGAUGGGAAGAUCACAGAAAAGCUGAGGCCCAAGGACCCUGAGGGCGAGGACGAGCUCGAGCCGGCGUUUCAGGUGGAGUCUCCUCAGGACCAUCCGACACUCAAAAAUGUGGACCAUUUGAAAACAGACCCGCCCUCGGCGUGCUUCCUUUGCGCAUGUCCCGACAUGUGCGCAAGUCACGAGGCCAUUAAGCAGAAGAAUUCCGUCAGUCUCGAGAAGAUCGAUGCAAGGAAUAUCGACAUCUACUCACAAGAAGCUGGCGGAGCGUGGCAGCGCAUCGAACGCACAUCGGAAGCCCUGCGUCAGGACACCAGCGAGCGAGACUGCUACGGCUUUUUGCCGCGACGGGCAACUUGA